Molecule: messenger RNA, 2926 nt
Organism: Oncorhynchus gorbuscha (pink salmon)
Lineage: Eukaryota; Metazoa; Chordata; Actinopteri; Salmoniformes; Salmonidae
Product: carbonic anhydrase 4-like
Exons: 8
Coding region: 64-987 (307 amino acids)
Cellular component (GO): plasma membrane
Molecular function (GO): zinc ion binding; carbonate dehydratase activity
Source: RefSeq, a predicted model, not a curated record
AUUUAAUAACGAACUCAUUGUGUCCCCCUGCGCCGCUCGAGCCCGACAGAGACUCACUCCAAAAUGCAGCGGCAUCUAAUUGUACCGAUUUGUUUUGCAUCCUUUUUGAAGAUCUGUACCGGGGCAGAUUGGUGCUACCAGUCCCAGCAUACCUGUGCCACCCCUUGUAAUGGACCUGAGAAGUGGUACCAUGCCAACAAAGACUGUGAAGGCAGAGCACAAUCCCCCAUCAACAUCGUCCACAGGAAGACCCUACCAGAUGAGCGCCUCACACCCUUCCAGUUCAGAAAAUACCAGGAUUCCUUCAGUGGCCUGAUCAAAAACAAUGGACACUCUGUUCAAGUGAAUGUGCCUCACCAACCGUAUGUGAUUGGUGGAGACCUGGAGACGCCAUAUAAGGUAGUGCAGUUUCACCUGCACUGGGGAAAGGAUGGAGGACCAGGGUCGGAACACACUAUCGACGGAGAGCAGUACCCCAUGGAGCUGCAUAUUGUUCACAUGAAUGAGGAAUACUCAACAUUGGAAGAUGCCCUGAAAGACCCUAUAGGAGUUGCAGUCCUUGGAUUUUUCUAUGAGGAAUCCCUAAGUGCCAACAGAAAAUAUGACCCCGUUGUAAGAGCCCUCCAGCGCAUCAUGACGACUGGUUCUAAUACAACUCUGGUGUCAGUUUCUCUGGAACAGCUGAUUCCUCCCCAGCAGAACCUAAGCAACUACUACCGUUACAAGGGCUCGCUCACCACCCCCGGCUGUACCGAGUCUGUGAUCUGGACUGUGUUCGAGAAGCCCAUCCCUCUCAGCAGAGACCAGCUGCGGGUGUUCUCAGACCUCCAGUUUAAGGAUGGCAAGCCUAUGGUGGGCACAUUCCGGCCGGUGCAGCCCCUCAAUGGCCGCGUGGUGUACCGGUCGGGAGGCGCUGUGGUAGUGGCCAGCAUUGCAAUCCUCUUGGCCUCCGUCACCAUGGCGAUGGGAUUAUCACAGCCCAACUAGAAGAAGGAAGGCAUUCUGAGCGAGCCGCACCACGACAUGCAUGAACACAAUGAGUUCUCAAAACCAAACAACCAACUGACAAACUAAAGUACAGCACCAACCAACAGCCAUGCCCUAAACAUUCAGCCUGAAAACCAACAUGCCCCAGGCCCUUACGAUACAUCAAAGUGAUUCAUGAGUUCUGUAGCUAAAGUUCUGAAGUUCACAAGUCCUACAGUCCAUAGGUUCAACCUCCCUCCCUGUCCAAUGUCAGAUCAAUUUAGAGUCCUCAGCCUAAAUUUACAAUACAAAAUGUGAGGAGCCUCUGCUCAGUGCUCAGGUCGUUGGGUCACUGCACUAGAGUCUAAACAUAGAUGUCAAUAAAUCCAUGACCUAGUUGGUAUUAGACUGGCACGUGACUAUGUUCUUAGAACGGAAUGUGUGAAUGGUGGGUCAUAGCUAAUAAUAGAUAGCACUCAUAAAUACUCUCCAGUUCAAACCUAGGAGAGGAGAGAUGCCAUGGCCUUGCCUUUCCCUCUGCAACUCCUAUUUCCACCACCACUGUCAGGAGUCAGGUGGGGAUUCUAUGCCACCCACCACGGGCCGGGCAAAUUAUCUGAGGGGUGAGGGGAACGGAAGUUCACUAGCUCCAGGUGAAUCACCCACCAUAGGGUAAUAGAAGGGCACAGGCUGAUGACAAUCACAACGGACCAUGCGGUUCUGUGUGUUACCGAGGUAAGAGGCUGAACUGUCCCUGUCCCGACUCCCAGAUCCCCAGUCACACGUGAGCUGAUAGGUCAUGAGGCAAGUGACAGGGGGAUUCAGAAGACGAUGAAUCAAUUUAUUUGAAAAAUUGACUCAUUGAUUGAUCCUUAUUGAACCGUUGUCAUUACAGUGUUCUGACCAAUUAUCCAUAUCAAAUGUUUAGCAUUGAUCUGCAUGUUCUCUCAUGCUGGAAUCUUGCUGUAACAGAACUACAGUAAAGUACCAUACAGACUGUACAACUGUAGCACAGCCUUCCACCCAGCCACCAUGGACACUUCAGUAACGUUAUACUCCUUCUCCACCAGCUAGGCCAACUAAACUGUCUCAGGUUCAUCUUUGCGAACAUGCGACUUGUGUUCAUGGCUUGUAUUGCAGGGUCUCGGAUGCAUUGAAUUAUACCCACUGUGAAUUAUUACUACAUUCAAUAUUUUGACGUCUCAUUUUAUUUAUUCACAUGGCUUCUAUCUAGCUAAUUCAAGUAAGAGAUUUGUGGGUUUCUUGUGAAUAAGACAAGAAUGAAGUGGGAUUAUAUUAGAAAUAUUCCAUUGUUUCAUAACGCACCAAUGUUAUAUUUCUAUACUCUGACAUUUGUACAGAUGUAUUUAUGUACUGUAUGUGUCACGCCUGCUCCCGCUUCCCCUCUCUGGCGCUCGAGGGCACCAGACUGUCCUUCAAUACGCACACCUGUCACCAUCAUUACGCGCAUCAGCACUCACCUGGACUCCUUUACUUUGUUGAUUGCCCCUCUAUAUCUCUCUGCUCCUCAGUUUGUUCCCCGUGUCAGCAUUGAUGUCGUUACGUUUUCCUCUGUCCAGAUGUUGUCCUUGUUUGUUUCUUGUCUAUUAUCCAUUAAAUGUUCACUCCCUGCACUUGCUUCUCAUCUCCCAGCAUCGGUCCUUAUGUGUAUAUUGACAUAUAAAGACACACUGUUGAUAUUAUUUAUAUAUAGCUAGGUAUUUAAAAGUUUAUAUAUCGACAUCUAUCAGAAAGAAGAACCAACCCCAAAAAGUUUCAUUGACUGCAUUAUCAAGUGGUUUCUGACCAAUUCAAAAUACCUGUACUCUUGGAAUGAUCUAUGUUGACGUUCAAAAUUAUUGAACAGUUUUGUUUGUUUAUUUGUAAUGCUUGAAAAUGUUAUAAGUGACAUGGAGAAUGUGUUCCGAUUGAACAAUAAACUACUGACAUGCCUUUUCAA